Molecule: messenger RNA, 3015 nt
Organism: Verticillium dahliae VdLs.17
Lineage: Eukaryota; Fungi; Ascomycota; Sordariomycetes; Glomerellales; Plectosphaerellaceae
Exons: 3
Coding region: 1-3015 (1004 amino acids)
Source: RefSeq, a predicted model, not a curated record
AUGAAGCGCGCCAACCACAAUCCAAAGCUUUCCAAGAGAACAAUUGCCGACAAUACACGACCCGCGCCUCUGCCCAGCAUGCGCGACCCCAUCGAGACGAAGGUCUUCCGCCCAGCUACAACCUCGCCCAGCGGUGUCUUGUCGCGCUCCCAUGCCUUGGGCUCCCAGUCUCCAGAAAAGACCAUAUUCGAUAACCUAUCAAAGACGACAACUUGGUUUGGAGAAUCAAACCACAAUAUCCUUCCCAUGGGUCACGAUGGUGAGGACGCCGCCAACAAGGCGCGCGGCCUUGGCGCCAAUGUCACUCUUCUCCGUCCGGAGCUCGUCCGGCCUUUCAACACCGAAGAGUUUCAAGGAACGGAAUUCUGCUUCGCUCCGGUCCUGCAAUAUCCAUUUCAAAAGAAGCCAAGAACCAUCCGAAAGGCGGCGGUCAGGGCGGCAGACCGCGAGACGCUGAGACGGAGGCAAGAAGCGGAGAGGCUGAGGGAGGAAAGCCACGACACGACCGAACUGCAAAAUGCGUUCGAGAAGUACCAGAAGACGGCGUGCCUGCCAUCGGAGCAGUCGCCGCGGAAAAAGCUCAUGAGUGAGGCGCCGGACGCGCAAGAGACGGCGGACGGCGAGUUUGACGAAGAAUGGGAAGUCGCGCAGCAACAUGGCGAUUUCGAGAUUAGCUGGGCAAAGGGUUUCGCCCCGGAAGCCCGACGAAAGCCUUCCAACACCGAAUUUGGUCCUGCCCCAGUGGUGAAGCGACGAGCAGACGGUUCGGCGCGGGCCAACUGGAUCAGACAGAAACAGGUUGAUCCGGACGUCAAAUACCUCCUCACGUUUCCAGGUGGUGAAAUGGCCGCUCAGAAGGCGUACAACCUGCUUGGACGGAAAGAUAUGCUGCCGUUCGAAACCCUUGAGGAAGCUUCGAACGACAGCGUCGUCAUGCCAGAAGAUCCUCCUUCGACCGCGACCCACACCUCGGAAGAGAACCGCUUGGCCAGGUUGGAAGCUGCGAAGGCGCAGUUGCCUGAAGUCGCAGGGCUUCCGAAGAAUGAUCACACCAGUAACGAAGAUGAAGUCCGCGAUGAAGAGCAAGUCUCGGAUGACGUAUCCCUACCACCAUCUGAAGCAACAGGCGAUGGGCAAACGGACGACAAGUCCGUGCAAGAUGCUGGUGACGCAGCUGAGACUGGACAGCUUGGCAUCGACGACGCAGACCGAGUUCGCACGUUCGAGGUCCCUUCCUCCUUCUUGGACACUAGUAUGCUCAGCUCCGGUGGCCACGACACUCCACCUCAGCCAAGCACGCCUCAGGCUCUGGCACUACCUGAGCAGCAGGUUCUCGAUAUUGACUUGAACAAGGGUUCCGACAUUUUCGCCUCGGCCCUGUUGCAGAACCGAACCUCCACCGUGUCGGCAUCCACCGUGUCGCACCUCAGCUUCACCACGCCGCAGCCAUCCUCACCGCCCCCAAGUAUGAAAUCGCAGCUAUGCGGGAUAGACAACGAUAGUCGUUGGUCCCCACUAGCGCAGUCCCCCACACCAUCAUCGCCCACUCCCUUCAUCACUGUGGGUGAUUCGGAUCAGCCUGCCCACGACAUUGGCUUGGAAAAGAAUCAAGCAACACACAAAGCCCACAGAAACUCCUCCCCUAUCGAAGCCCUUGCAAACCUUAUCAGCCCUAUUCAAGACAUGGCCGAUACUCGUGUUGUUCUGGGUCAAAAUGAAGGCCGGUUUUUUAUCCGGUUUAAGCUGCCAGAUGAACAUGCCGAAACCUUCUUGGAGAAAGUCGACCAUGUUCAAGUCGAUACAUACAUGAAACAAGAGGACGAGGCGGCCGAACGGGAAACAGAACCCGCUGUUGUUGUCCAGGAGCUGGAGGAGAAGGCUACCAGCGAAGUUGUAAAGGUCGUGUCAGAAGAUGAUCCUCGUGAUCUUCUCAGACAGUUCGUUACGAAGCAUCAGGCUGGCAAGGCCAGGCCCUCGGCCGCAAACAUGUCUGCCGAUACCGAAUCGCCUACCGCCGAACGCGUCGUGGCCAAGCCUAACGCAGCCAUACCAACCGCGCCGAUUCUGCCAGCUGAGAGCCCCCGAACGCCAGAGUCAGGGUUCAACCGUGCUUCGAUGCGUAUUGAAACGCCUACUUUAAACAUUGGGUCCGACCAGCCUGCUCUUGAGACUCCUAUCAGGAACAGUUCGGCCAAAAAGUCCAAGCGAACGCCUCUUGGCAAGCUGGACGCUAAUAGCCCCAGUCCUGUCAAGCCAAAGGCUGGCAAAAGAAAGAUGGACGAAGACGGCGACGACGAUGAGCAAAAAGAUUUGGAGAAGACGCCAGAGCCGUCCCCGAAGCGCAGACGCGGCCUUCGUUCGAGGAAGCCAGCUACUCCAGGACCUGACGCAGCUCCCGUCAACUCGCGUCUGGUCCGGAACGCUGAGAAAGACCUUGCUUCUGUGACGCGAGCUAAUACCCGCGCCAACAAGAGCGGUGCUCUCUAUCCGGCCGAAGUCCUUGCCCAGUUUGCCGAAGACCCUUUGGGUCAACAGUGGAAGGAGAGGAAAGCGGUAGUAGACGCACGAGCGUCCCGGGCGGUCAAGGUUGGCGCUAAGAGCGUUCACUGGCCCGCGGCUCUGGCUUCAUACCAGACCUUCACGUCUGACGAUGGCACGGAUGUUGCUGCCACUUUAGCUGCUGCGCCUAUUUCCGCCUCGGAGCCCGAGCCUGAGUCCCAGGAGCUCACAGAGGGACAGUCGAAGAAGAGCCGAGCCGUUAAGUCCAAGUUGCCGGCGCCCGUUGGUCGUCCGCGUCGUGUUGCCGCUCCAGUUGCGCCAGCUACCCCCAGACCUGCCACACCUCGAGCUCCCUCCGCCAAGAGACCUGCUGCCAAGGCGCCGGAGGCGGACGAGGACGCCAUCGUCGGCAAGAGGCCAACGAGGGCUGCAGCCCAAAAGACCAACAUCAGGAUGGGCCUCACAGCAACCGGCACGCCUUUACGCCGCCGGCCUACGCGAUCGACGAGCACGUAG